Messenger RNA from Chelmon rostratus (copperband butterflyfish), 1413 nucleotides. RefSeq names its product dehydrogenase/reductase SDR family member 12-like. The coding region runs from base 48 to 1088 and encodes 346 amino acids. Lineage: Eukaryota; Metazoa; Chordata; Actinopteri; Chaetodontiformes; Chaetodontidae. The transcript has 10 exons. The record is from RefSeq and is a predicted model, not a curated record.
GCCACGCCGGUGCACUUUGUUGGGGGGAUUGUUGUUCACUUGAUGACAUGUCUCUGUACCGAAACGCUGUGUGGUUUUUGAAUGGAAUCCAGCAAUACACAAGGAGGGGAUACGAGGCCUCAUCCAAAGACUUCGAGCCCCAAGACCUGGACGUGUCCGUCGUUGGGAGGUCCUUUAUGAUCACCGGGGCCAACAGUGGAAUUGGCAGAGCGACAGCCAUGGCUAUAGCCAAGAAAGGUGGGACGGUCCACAUGGUGUGCAGGAACAAAGACAAAGCAGAGGAGGCCAGGGCGGACAUCGUCAGUGAGUCUGGGAAUACGGAGGUGCACGUCCAUAUUGUGGACAUGUCAGAGACGAGCAAAGUGUGGGAGUUUGCGGAGGCCUUCAAGAAGCAGUACCCGUCCUUGAAUGUGUUGAUAAACAACGCUGGGUGUAUGGUGCACAAGAGAGAGCUGAACGCUGAGGGGCUGGAGAAGAACUUCGCUACCAACACGAUGGGGGUGUACAUCCUCACCCAGAGUCUCAUACCUCUUCUGCAGAAGAGCCGGGAUCCCAGGGUGAUCACUGUGUCCUCGGGGGGCAUGCUGGUCCAGAGGCUCAGAGUAGAUGACCUGCAGUCAGAGAAGGGCUACUUUGAUGGUGUCAUGGUCUACGCCCAGAACAAGGUAGCAAUCCGGGCUAAAAACCAACAGCGACAGCAGGUGGUGCUGACACAACAGUGGGCCAAAGCCAACCCUGUCAUUCACUUUUCUGUGAUGCACCCGGGCUGGGUGGAUACACCAGCUGUUUCCAUAUCAAUGCCUCAGUUCCACCGGAUGAUGGGGGAGAGGCUGCGCAGCGUCGAGCAGGGGGCCGACACUGCGGUGUGGCUGGCCUUGUCCAGAGCUGCUUCCAGAACACGCAGCGGCCAGUUCUUCCAAGAUCGUCGGCCUGUCCCUGCCCACCUGCCUCUGGCCUGGACUCGCAGUUCUGCUCAAGAGAUUCAGAGUUUCAUGACUCAGCUGGAGACUCUGGCCAGAGUCAUACAGUCCCAACCCAAUGCAGCGUUUGACAAACCCACGGGCCCUUCCAGACCUCAAUUUGUCUGAGUCGUGUUAACCAGUUGCCCUGUUUGUUUAGUCUUGUUUAAGACCUCCUAAUUCUGCCCAUUAAUCCUAAAGGAUAUCGUAUUUUCAGGACAGUGCAUCGCUCAGCGUCACCUGAUUUAUCUGUGAUGUCAACAUGUGUUAACCAGACUUAUUACAGUUUUGUAUUUGGUUUAUUUUUUGUUUUCAAUGCAGUUUCAGUCAGUUUCCAGAAUGAGUUUGCUUGUUUAAGCUUUGUUUUAGUUUGCAUAAUAAUAUGGGGGGUAUUUGCAGGCUUAUUAUAAUACAAACACAACACUCCGUGAAUGCAACUGACUCACAGUCCUGU